Molecule: messenger RNA, 4228 nt
Organism: Aphidius gifuensis
Lineage: Eukaryota; Metazoa; Arthropoda; Insecta; Hymenoptera; Braconidae
Product: RING finger protein 207-like
Exons: 7
Coding region: 339-3263 (974 amino acids)
Cellular component (GO): perinuclear region of cytoplasm
Molecular function (GO): zinc ion binding; Hsp70 protein binding; transmembrane transporter binding
Source: RefSeq, a predicted model, not a curated record
UAUGUACAAGGGGUGCAAUGAGGAUAGAAAAUACUUCAACUCCCAGUUUGUGGCCAAGAGGCAAGGCCUCGACAUAAACCAACGUCAGACAUCUCGCUGAUUUUACACAGUGAAAUGAUAGAAUCAUCAUGAUUCGAUAAAUAAUAAUCACAAUAUAAUAUUAGAUACCUUUUUUUUUUUUUUUAAAUGUGUUGGGUAGAUUAUUGGAUUGUGAUUUGUGGCACACUGUACGCCAGACGGUACAACGUCUUGGAUGCAGAUGUGGACAAUGUGAUUUGAUUGAUUAAAUUAAAAAUAAAUAAAUUGUUUAUUUGAUUGUAAAUUGAUAUUUAAAUAUAAUGGCAUGUUCUGGAAGUGGAGUGGCUGAAUGCCUUGAUGGUGAUGGUGGUAUUGGUUUAUCUGGUUUACCAAGAAAUCCUUUAAUAUGUGGAGUUUGUCAAAAUUAUUAUGCUGAUCCAUGUUUAUUAUCGUGUUUUCAUACAUUUUGUGCAAGGUGUCUACGUGGUCCACAUAAUGAUGGAAAAAUAACAUGUCCACAUUGUGGACAAGUUACACAACUCAAGGAGGGUAGUCAUCAACCUCCAGUUGACCAGUUGAUUCGACAACUCGUUGAAAUAGCAAACAAUGAAAAUCCUGCGUGCGCAAAUUGUGACAAACGUGAUAAAACAACAAUGUUUUUUUGCAUAACAUGUGGUCAAGCAUUGUGUACCCUUUGUCGUGAACAUGCUCAUCGUGCUAAAAUGUUUGCAACACAUGAAGUUGUACAUAUGAGUAAAUGUUCAAAAGAUGGACAACGUCGUUGUUCAAAUCAUGGUGAAUUAUACAUAAUGUAUAGUCAAAGUAGUAAAACAUUAUUAUGUACAACAUGUUUUCGUGAUAUACCAGCUGAAGCUAGAAUUCAUUGUGUUGAUAUUGAUACAGCAUGGCAACAAGCAUCUAAAAAAAUGGAACGUGCUGCAAAUUCAAUAUGUGAAUUACAAGCUGGUGUUAGAGAUAGUUUAAUUGCAUUAAAAUCACAACUUGAUGAAUUACGUCAUAGUUUAGAUAAUGAAAAACGUGCAUUAAAUAAUUAUUGUCAGGGUAUGCAAGAUGCUGUUAAUAAAACUCAUGCAACAGUUAUUAGUGAACUUGAACGACAAUUUGAAGCUAAAGAACGUACUGUUAGAAAUCAAUUAUUAAAUUUAGGAUCAUCAUUACCAGUAUUACAAUUACAUUUAAUGUUAUGUACUGUUUUUACAAGUGGUGCAACAAAAUAUCAAUUUUUAGAACUUGCACAUCCAAUGAUUGAACGUCUUGGACGUGUUGCACAACUUAGACAUCCGUCCAGAUCACCAUUAUUAAAUGUACAUUCAAAAAUUAAUUAUAGAAAUGAAUUUUCACGUGCAUUACAACCAUUUAUUGGUGGACAACAACAACAGCAACAGCAACAACAGCAACAACAGCAGCAACAACAACAACAAGCAAAUAAAGAAUUAUCAUUGCUUUAUGAUCUAACACAUGGUAUUCAACAACAAGAGCCUCAAUUACUACAGAGCACAAAAACAACACCAAGAACACCAAAAUCAGUACCACCAGAUAGUGGUCCAUUUUCAAAUCAUUGUAGAACAUUUGAUUCACAAUUAAAAGAUUUAAGUCAACAAUUAAUAACAGUUAAAGAACGUCUUGGUGAAUUACAUCGUGAUGUAUCAUUAUUAAGAAGAGCAAAUACACCACCACUUGGUUCACGUUAUGAUCAUGUUGCACGUGAUUGUCGUUUACUUGAACAACAAUUAGAACAUCAUCAAGUUGAACUUGAAAGAUUACGUAAUAUAUUUGAUGCAUUAUGGGAAGAACAAUUAUGUAAAAUACAUAUUGAAAAAGAAAUAUUCCAUUCACAAAUGAAUGAUAUAUUAACACUACGUGGUGAAGUUAAACAAUUACAAAAUUUAACACAACAAUUGGAGCCAUUUGUUAAAUCAUUUUCAGCUGGUAUAAGUGCUGGUGAAUUAAGUGCUGCUGCUGCUGAUGCUGCUAGUCAUCAACAUCUUCAAGCAUUAUUAGAUCAUGUUACACGUGUACAAAUGCAAGAACAACAACAGCAACAACAGCAGCAUCAACAGCAUCAACAAAAUAGUGGUGGUUCAGUACCAACAAAAGAUUGUCGACAUUCUAAAAAUUCUGGUAGUGCUGAUAAUAUUCUCUACAUGAAAGAAUCAAAAGAAGUACCAGUACGAAGUAGAACACCAACAUCACGUGGUGUUGGUGCUGUUGUUGAUUCUGGUGGUAAUAUUAUUGUUUAUGAUACAACAAAUAAAUCAUCAGAGGGUAAACGUGGUGUAUUAAGUCAGCUAAUUGAAAAAGCACGUACAAGAGAGGAUAGAAAAAAAUCACCAGGUCGUGAAGAUAGUGGACGUGAUAGAAGUGGUUCAAGAAGAUCAAGAAAAUCACCUGAUAAUGAUAAAACAAGAACUAAAACACCACCAGGACAUUCAGCAAGUAAUAAAGUAAGAUCAUUGUAUCGUAGUCUUAAAGGUAAUAGUGGUGGUGGUGGUGGUGAUAAUAAUCAUAACAAUAAUAAUAAUGAUGCUAUUGAACAAGAAAAAAAUGAUUCACAUCAGCAGCAACAACAACAACUAACACAUUCAAAAGCUGGUGCAACAGAAGAAAGUGAGUAUCAACGUAUAUCUGAUGCAUCAACACUUUGUGAUGCUAAAAAAUCACGUGUACAAGCACAAAUACAUGCUGUACCACAAGAAGAUAAUAAACAAAAAAAAUCCCAAACAUUACCAGCAUCAUCAAAGCCAUCAUCACAAAAAUCAGUACGUGUUUAUCCAGCAAGUGAUUCUGAAGAUGUUUUUUAUCGUAAUGAUAAAGAAAAUCGUCGUCGUCGUCAUGCUAGUUGUGAUAGUUUAAGUACAACUGGUUCUGGUAAUUCACGUAGAUCAAGUAUUGGUGAAACACCAAUACGUUCAUCAUCACAAGAUAAUAAAAAAACAUUAUUUUUAUUAUUUGCACCAACACCAAAAUCAAAAUCAACAUCAACAUUAUCACAAAAACAACGUUCAUGGGAAACAUUUCCAAGACCUAAAAAUAAACGUUCACAAUCAACAACAGCUGCUGCUGAAGCUCAAGCAACUGGUCUUGGACCACUUAAAAAAGCUGAUAGUUUUGAAGGACAUGAAGAAGCUGUACGUACACUUGUUGCUGCUGUACAAGAAAAUAGAGUUCAAAGACAUAAUCAUGCACUUCAACAUCGUCAUCAUCGUAAAAGUAAAACUAAUUAAAUUUAAUAUUUAAUUAGUCUUUAAUCAGACUAAAAUAUUAAACGUUAUUUAUUUAUUUUUCUUUUUUUUUUUUUUUUGUAUUUUAAAUAAUAACAAAUCAAGAAUUACGCACAGUUGUUUUUAAAAAAUUUUAUGAAAAAAGAAAAAAACAAAUUUUAAUCAUGAAAGUAUUAUUGUUACGUUGAAAAUUCUUUUUUUAAUUUUAAUUUUCUGUUAUUGUUGUUGUUGUUGUUUUUUAAUAUUUAAAUUAAUUUUUAAAAACGUCAAAAGCUGCCAAUUAAUAAUAAAUUUAAAAAUGCAAAAAAAAAAUUAGAGCUUUAUUGUAGAAAAAAUUGAUAAAUUAAACGAAAAAAAAAAAGCUAAAAUUGAGGAGAAAAAAAAAAUUGAUAAACUAUAAUAAUAAAUAGAUAAAUUAAUGAAAAAAAAAAAAAGCACAAAAAAAAAUCACAAAUGUUUUAAAUACGUGGCGAGAUUUGAAUAUUUAAAAUUAAAAAAAAAAAAUUAAAAUAUUGUGUAGCUAGUUUAUUAUACACUGCCACUAAUAACGAAUUUAUUUAAAAAAAAAUAAAAUAAAGUUUCACUGAAAUUAAUUAAACAUAAAAUUAUUCAUAGGAAUUAAAAAAAUGUUUUAAAAUUUAAGAGGCAAUUCAGAGUAUUUUAUGUCUGAUUGUAAUUGAAAUCAAAUUUAAAAAAAUAUACACCGAAUGUGUUUAAUUAUUCGGUAAUUUUUUGGGAGGCUCAUUAUAGGGACGUUAUUAUUAAAUAAUAUAUAGUAUAUACGUGAUUGAUUAAUGAAUAUUUAAUAUAUAAAAAAAACAAAUAUAUAUAUACAAAACAAAAUGAAGAGAAUCAUUUAAAUAUUGAAAUAAAUGUUAAAGAUCAUAAAUGUAUACUCAAUUGUCAAAAACAGGCUUCAUCAAAUGAGAAGAAGAAGAUAAAAAAAAAAAAAAUAAAAAAAAACUAAA